UGGUUUUUUGAAACCCUUUUUGGCUAGCUGUAAAACCUCAGAAGUUCACAAAACCCUUUCUUGUCACUGAUAAGCCGAGAAACCUCGCUGAUACAAGGUUUCUGUCUGGUUCCCAAGAAACAGCAGGAAAACUAAGGAAGAAAGGAUACAGGAAAACUAAGGGGAAAUAUUGCCUUCAGUCCAUGAUUGAAUGAAGUAGUCUUUGAUGUUAAUAAGCAAAAAUUGGGUCAGCUGAGAGCGGAUUUUUCCAAGCCACAUGUUGCGAAUGUGGGUGAAGCCAUGCGGUCAGUUCUCACUGACCAUGCUAUCAUCGCACACACAUACAUUUAUAGUGUAUGCCGCCUACUCCAUCUCGGUUUAUCCCAAGGGGUAUCUCUAUAUCUCAAAUCCAGAAAUACAUUCCUAGAAAAUGGAGACAAGGUAUAGAACAAUACAAUAAGCCGUCCACAGCAUGCAAAUCAAAUGAUUCUGUCCCGGAAACAAACAGAAGCAGUGAUGAAUCUAUGAUUAAUUCCCUUUUUACAUCUCUCAAGGACUUUGCAAGCCAAGGCCACCUAUCAAAAGCAUUCAAAUCCUUCUCUCUUAUCCAGCUCCAUGCCUCUUCUUCUUCUUCUUAUGACCUUAUCUUACAUCCCAUCUCUUUUCUUCUUCUAUCUUGCACUAACCUUAAAUCACUCCCACAAGGUCAACAGCUUCAUGCUCAGAUUAUCUCCUUGGGUCUCGAAAAACACCCGAUUUUGGUGCCCAAGCUUGUUACUUUUUACUCAAGUUUUGACCUCCUUGCUGAAGCCCGUACUAUUACUGCGAAUUCAAGUAUUUUGCACCCUUUGCCUUGGAAUUUGCUUAUCUCUGCUUAUGUUAGGAAUAGGAUUUUUGGGGAGGCUCUCUCUGCCUAUAAAGAAAUGGUGGAUAAGGGGAUUAGACCAGAUAACUUUACUUACCCAUCUGUUCUCAAGGCUUGUGGUGAAAAAUUGGAUUUGGGUUUUGGUAGGGAGGUUCAUAAUUCUAUUAAUGCUAGCUCUGCUGGGUGGAACUUGUUUGUACAUAAUGCCUUGGUCUCGAUGUAUGGGAGGAUUGGGGAACUUGAUGUUGCUCGAAGCUUGUUUGACAAAAUGCCAGAAAAGGAUGCUGUUUCUUGGAACACAAUCAUAUCUGCUUAUGCCUCCAGGGGAAUGUGGGGGGAAGCAUUUCAGCUUUUUGAAAGCAUGAGAAUUACAACUAAUGAAGUGAAUAUCAUAACUUGGAAUACAAUAGCUGGUGGGUGCUUGCGAACUGGAAACUUUAAGGGAGCACUUGACUUGCUUUCUCAGAUGCGAACUUCUGGUGUUCUUUUGGAUUCUGUGGCAAUGCUUAUUGGUUUGGGUGCAUGUUCCCACACUGGGGCCAUUAAACUGGGAAAAGAAAUUCAUGGUUCUGCAAUUCGUAGCUGUUGUGAUGAGUUUGAUACUGUCAAGAAUGCACUAAUUACUAUGUAUUCUAGGUGCAAAGACCUAAGGCGUGCCUAUAUUUUGUUCCAAUUGGUAGAAAAUAAGAGCAUAAUUACUUGGAAUUCCAUGCUUUCUGGCUACAGCCACAUGGAUCAAUCAGAGGAAGCAUCAUUCCUAUUUAGAGAGAUGUUGCUUUCUGGAAUUGAACCAAGUUAUGUGACAAUUGCGAGUAUUCUUCCCCUCUGCGCUCGAGUGGCAAAUCUGCAACAUGGGAAGGAGUUCCACUGCUACAUUACAAAGCGUGAAGAGUUCAAGGACUAUUUGCUUUUGUGGAAUGCUCUUGUAGACAUGUAUGCAAGGUCAGGCAAAGUUUUAGAAGCCAAAAGAGUGUUUGAUUCAUUAAGCAAAAGGGAUGAGGUGACUUAUACUUCCUUGAUUGCUGGAUAUGGAAUACAGGGAGAGGGACAAGCUGCACUAAAAGUAUUUGAAGAGAUGGAAAGGUUCCAGAUCAAACCAGACCAUAUAACCAUGGUUGCGGUUCUAUCAGCUUGUAGCCAUUCUGGUCUUGUAAUCCAAGGCCAGAGGCUGUUUGAAAAGAUGCCUAGUGUUUAUGGUUUAAGUCCUCAACUGGAGCAUUACGCUUGCAUGGUUGAUCUAUUUGGCAGGGCUGGUUUGUUGCACAAAGCAAAAGAAAUUAUCAAAACAAUGCCUUACAGGCCAACUCCUGCCAUGUGGGCUACUCUAAUAGGAGCCUGUCGGAUUUAUGGAAAUACAGAAUUAGGGGAGUGGGCAGCUGAGAAACUGUUAGAAAUGAGGCCUGAAAAUUCAGGUUACUACGUCUUGAUUGCUAAUAUGUAUGCUGCUGAUGGUCGUUGGAACAUGCUAGCUGAGGUUAGGACUUCCAUGAGGGAUUUGGGUGUGAGGAAGGCUCCUGGCUGUGCUUGGAUCGAUGUGGGCUUGGGAUUUUCGCCCUUUAUGGUGGGCGACACAUCAAACCCCCAUGCAGAACAAAUUUACACUCUAUUGGAUGGAUUAAAUGAGCUAAUGAAAGAUGUGGGAUAUGUAGCAAGUGCGGAUUUUGGUUCAGAAGCAAAUUUUGUGGAAUAUGAUGAACAAUAGAAUUUAUACUAAACAAAGGACUGCUAACAUGUUUCAAAUGGAUUUAGAUUGCCAUUUAAAGAAGUACAGAAAGAACCACAAUUGUUGAACUUAUUUGAAGUGAAGAUAUUCUUUGUAGAAGGGGUUUACAGGGAGAAUGUAUGCUAAAGCAGCUAAACUCAGGAAUCAUAAACAUUGGGGCUCAAAAUUUGAGACCUUGGUUGCCCAUGGCACUCUUUGAGAGUGACUUCUACCUUCUUUAGUUUGCUAUAUUAAUUUUGCAGCAGAUUUUGAGUUCAUUGCUUCAGCGGCCUGUAUUUUUAUGGUUUCCAAUUUUACCAAAUUCCAUUGCCCUUAUUUGGGCAGAAUUGAUUAAUGAAAACAGGUAUGCAUCUCUGAAUUAAUACAGCAGCAUUUUUUGUUAGUGACCAAACUGAUGGUACAUUCAUAAUGUAUCAGUAUUGA
Quercus lobata is the source of this 2990-nucleotide messenger RNA. Its product is annotated as Tetratricopeptide repeat (TPR)-like superfamily protein. NCBI's taxonomy places the organism in Eukaryota, Viridiplantae, Streptophyta, Magnoliopsida, Fagales, Fagaceae. Gene Ontology annotation, biological process: RNA modification. Gene Ontology annotation, molecular function: RNA binding; protein binding. The coding region runs from base 336 to 2546 and encodes 736 amino acids. The transcript has 2 exons. The record is from RefSeq and is a predicted model, not a curated record.